Gongylonema pulchrum is the source of this 1107-nucleotide messenger RNA. The record is from the annotation of a GenBank genome assembly. NCBI's taxonomy places the organism in Eukaryota, Metazoa, Nematoda, Chromadorea, Rhabditida, Gongylonematidae.
UUUAUUGUAAUUGCGGACGACGCGAUUUAUAAUGUUUGGAACUGGGUCGAACUGGAUCGUUUUCGGCUUCGUGGAGUAAGCCAUAAUCCAAAAAAUAUUUGGUGGGGAUCGGAAUUUGGUGCAGCGGCUAUCAAUACCACUAUUGCUUUGUUGAGAAAAAGCAUUGCUGACGGACUCAAUUCAAAACUAGCUCGAGCAUGGCAAAGAUACACUGAAGAGGUCGUUGAUGGUUUUGGAGUGCUCGCAAUGGCUAGUGUUUGGGGAACUGCCGAUUGGUACUUCGUUCCAGCACAAAAUUUCACCGUUUUUUACCAGCUUGCUGAGUUAAUGUUUGAUGGUCGUGUAUUUCACGAGAUCGCUGUACCAAAAAUUGGCGCUGGUCUAAAAUGGCUAAAUAUUUACAGCACCGGAGAUUUAGACUUGCCAUCUGGUCUUCACGUCUGGCAUAAACGAUAUCACUGGUCCGAUUUAUACAAUGCCAAUUUACUCUACUACCAUCCGAUCAAGCCAUCACCUUUUGGAAAAAAUCUGAGAAAGCGACGAGAAUUUUGUCGAACAGUUGUCACUUCGUUUCGUGAUAAUCUUUGGAAUCCGUGGAAUGAACAAACAAUAAAUCCAAAUUAUAAGGAAGGAUCCCAGAUAUACCACUUGUUAAACUCAAGUGAAAUUUGUGCGGAGCCAUCAUUCUCCAUCUCUGCGUAUUUCAACUGCCGUAUUCAAAAUGCUGAUGGUAAAAUUCUCGAAGAAACACCUGAAAAUUUCACCCUUGCCACGCACACAUCUAACACUACGCUGUACAAACAAAAUAACGAGGAUUUUGAGCAACCAGAAUCAAACACCGAGUUGCUACCACAGAACGUCAGUGGCAGCAGCCUUUCAGAUUGGCCGGAAGAAGAGGAAAGAGAUCUGAAAAGAAAACAGUAUUUGAAGUGCAUGGAGUUUAUGUAUCAUGUUGUAAAUUGUUAUAAAAAUAUUAACUAUCGGUCAUAUUUUGUGGAUUAUUUCCAGGGUCUCAAAGAUCCAGAGGAAUUCUGGGAAAAUGAACGGGGGGAGGUGUCGCAAAAUUUUACUACAUCGUCACUACCGGUGACGCAAGGAUUGGCAUAG